Messenger RNA from Cylicocyclus nassatus, 1135 nucleotides. Lineage: Eukaryota; Metazoa; Nematoda; Chromadorea; Rhabditida; Strongylidae. The record is from the annotation of a GenBank genome assembly.
AUGUCAUCCGAAGAAAGUACACAAAAUGUAUUGAAUGAUGAACAGCUGCAGGAACUUAUGAAUAGAAUGUCUGUGGAGGACCGUAACGAACUUACUGGCAAAUUACAAAAAUGUUCACAAGAGAUGACAUUAACUCAUGGUCUACCGGUUGCUGCCGCUGUGGUAGCCGGUUUAUAUCAUGCGCGCCUUAAAAAUCCCGCACUGUUCAGUGGCCAGAAGGGUUGGCCAUUCUAUGCUUUUGUGGGUAUUGGCGCAUUAACAGCCGUCAACAUCAUCUCAAUUGAGACUUGUCGUAACCAAGCUCAACCGCUAAUAUCACAGUUAUACCACAAGUAUCACUUUGGUCAAGGGACAAAUGACCGUGCUGCAGUUAGAUACCGGCCUCGUGAGGCGUUCGGGUAUCCGGUUUCUGAUAUGGCAACUACUCCUGUGCAAGUCAGGAACUAUGUUGACCCGCAGAGUCCCACUAAUCGCCCGAGUGGCACAUAUGGGAACAGGCAAAUGCCCGAUAUGGAUGGAAGAUUUGGCGAUAUGCAGAUUCCAAGUGAUCGUUUCGGUGGAGGAUAUGGCGAUACGCGGGUUCCGCGUGAUCCUUACGGUGGAGGAUAUGGCGAUACACGGGUUCCACGUGAACCUUAUGGUGGAGGAUACGGUGAUAUGCAGGCUGAUCCAUAUGGCGCUGCCAAGGAACAACUGACUGGAAUGCCUAAUGAACAGAUGACUGGAUUGCCUAAUGAAAAUCUUGAACAAUCAUAUGGUUACACCCCAGAAGUGUUCCCCGAUGGUCAGCCAAGAAGACCAGAGAGCGUGUAUCCCGACGGUCAACCAAGAAGACCAGAGAGCGUGUAUCCCGACGGUCAACCAAGAAGACCAGAGAGCGUGUAUCCCGAUGGUCCACCACGAAGACCAACUUGGCAAGGUUACCCAUACGACCUGCAACCCCCGCCGUAUAUGUCUGGUGCACGUCCACCACCAAGGCCUCAAGGAUCGGAGUGGCACUAAUUACAUUAGCAGUUUGUUAAGUAGAAUCGCUAGCUUAUUGACUUGCUUUUCUCUCACAAUACCUCUUAUGAAGUAUGUUGUACACAGUUUUAGCCCUAUCAUGAAUAGAUCAAUUGUAAACUAAUAAAUGUUA